CGCCGAGCCGCGGCGGGCUGGUUCAGUGAAGCGGAGGCAGCGGGGGAAGAUGGCGGCGGCCGUUCCGCAGCGGGCUUGGACCGUGGAGCAGCUGCGCAGCGAGCAGCUACCCAAGAAGGACAUUAUCAAGUUUCUGCAAGACCACGGCUCAGACUCGUUUCUUGCAGAACAUAAGUUAUUAGGAAACAUUAAAAAUGUGGCUAAGACAGCUAACAAGGACCAUUUGGUAACAGCCUAUAACCAUCUUUUUGAAAGUAAGCGUUUCAAGGGCACUGAAAGUGUAAGUAAAGUGUCCGAGCAGGUGAAAAAUGUGAAGCUUAAUGAAGAUAAACCCAAAGAAACCAAGUCUGAAGAGACUCUGGAUGAGGGUCCACCAAAAUACACAAAAUCUGUUCUUAAAAAAGGAGAUAAAACCAACUUUCCCAAAAAGGGAGAUGUUGUCCACUGCUGGUAUACAGGAACAUUACAGGAUGGCACUGUUUUUGAUACUAAUAUUCAAACAAGUUCAAAGAAGAAGAAAAAUGCCAAGCCUUUAAGUUUUAAGGUUGGAAUAGGCAAAGUUAUCAGAGGAUGGGAUGAAGCACUCCUGACCAUGAGUAAAGGAGAAAAGGCUCGACUGGAGAUUGAACCAGAAUGGGCUUAUGGAAAGAAAGGACAGCCUGAUGCCAAAAUUCCACCAAAUGCAAAACUCAUUUUUGAAGUGGAAUUAGUGGAUAUUGAUUGAAAUAGCAAUGCUUCAGAUCUAAAGACAUCAGCAACAAUAAAACAUGGCCUUGAAGAAACUUAUGUAACUAAUUAGAGCUGGUUACUAUCAUAAGGGAAGAGUCAACUGGAAAAUUCAAAGUUAGGACUUGUUUACUUGAUCCCCAACUGUUAAGAAACGUAAUCCCUUAUAUAUCCCUGAAGUUUAAAAUAUUUUACUACAGAUGGGUAAAACAUUGGUUAAGGAGAAGUGAUUUUCCUCUUAACCUCAUGUUGUGUACUAUAAGGCUCAAUAAAAUUAAUCCAGUGUCUUGA
Molecule: messenger RNA, 1017 nt
Organism: Equus caballus (horse)
Lineage: Eukaryota; Metazoa; Chordata; Mammalia; Perissodactyla; Equidae
Gene: FKBP3
Product: FKBP prolyl isomerase 3
Molecular function (GO): peptidyl-prolyl cis-trans isomerase activity
Source: RefSeq, a predicted model, not a curated record